AUGGCGCCGCGGCCGCCGUCGUGGAGGUACGAAAUCGUCAUGUUUCUCGCCGUCAGCACGUCGUUCCUGGUGCUGUUCGACGCGUUUUCCGCAGACCGCGACACCCGGCGGAGCGCGCCGAUGCGCCCCGGACCGGCACCGAUGCUCACCACCUCCACCACCGAUGGCCGUCGGCGGCGUCCGUUGUUGGAUCUGAACGGCUUCGAGUACGUCAUCGACAGCGGCGCGUGCGACGGGCCGCGACGCCACACGCCCAUAGUGGUCCACAGCCACGUCGGCCACUUCGAGCGUCGCCGGGCCAUCCGCCAGUCCUAUCCGCGGACGGUGCUCGACCGGCUCGGGUUCCGUCACGUGUUCAUGGUCGGCUUGCCGUCGUCGGGCGACCUGCAGGCCCGGCUGCUCCGGGAGUCGUCCCGGCACGGCGACGUGGUGCAGGGAAACUUCCGAGAAGCGUACAGGAACCUGACGUACAAGCACGCGAUGGGCCUGACGUGGUUCGCGAAACGGUGCCCGCGGUCCGACUACAUGGUCAAGAUGGACGACGACAUCGCGGUGAACGUGUUCAAGCUGAACGCCGUGCUGGGACGGGCCGGCAACCGCGAUCUGGCCGGGUGCGUGAUCGCCGCGAAACCCAUACGGGACGAGAGCAACAAGUGGUACGUGAGCCGCGCCGAGUUUGCGGGCGACGCGUACCCGCCGUUCCUGUCCGGUUGGCUGUACGCGGCCAGGGCGGCGUCCGUCCCGCGUAUGCUGAGGGUGAUUGGCGAGAACGAAAAAUACUUUUGGAUCGACGAUUUGUACGUGACGGGCAUACUCGCCGAACGCGCAGGACUCGCGUUCACCGACCUGAGACCUGACUUCGAGACCGACCCGGGUCCGAUACACUGCUGCGUACACAAGCGACAGCGGUGCGACUUUCUGGCAGCACCCACCGGCGACGAUGACACAUUGCUCCAGCAGUACGCCGAACAGCUUACACGUUGUAGGGCUACCAACUCUUCCUGUGAUGCGUUUCGCAAGUCAAAACUCCAUCACAACUGUCUGGAUUUAUGGAAAAAGAAACAACCUCUAGAUGCGCGCAUGGGAAGACCGUCAAUAGAAAUAUUGAAUUGGAAUUAA
Macrosiphum euphorbiae (potato aphid) is the source of this 1119-nucleotide messenger RNA. The record is from the annotation of a GenBank genome assembly. Lineage: Eukaryota; Metazoa; Arthropoda; Insecta; Hemiptera; Aphididae.